AUGGGCCGCACUCCGCUCAUCCUCUUUCUCAGUCUCAGUCUCAGUCUCGGCCUCCAUGUCUGGGCGGAGCUGGCGCAAGCGCAGGAUGCUGCCGAGUCCGGAAGCUGGGAGCUGCUGGUGGAGAACGCAGGAAUCUCGUCCAUGCACACGGCGGUGACGCGAUUCGGGACGGUGAUCCUGCUGGACCGCACUAACAUCGGGGCCUCGCAGAUCCAGCUCGCCGACGGCCGAUGCAGGAUCAAUCCGAGCGAGCUGCAGCUGCAGACGGACUGCAGCGCGCACUCGGUGGAAUUCACGCCCGGCGCCAACACUUUGCGCCCGCUCUUCAUCUUCACCGACACCUGGUGCUCGUCGGGCCAGUUCCAGGCCGACGGCACGCUCGUCCAGACGGGCGGCGACAACGACGGGUUCCAGAAGGUGCGCUACUUCGCGCCCUGCGCCGACGGAUCCUGCGACUGGGUCGAGUCGGACGGCGACGUGCUCCAGGACGGCCGCUGGUACGCCUCCAACGCCCUGCUCCCGGACAACCGGCAGAUCGUCGUCGGCGGCCGAGGCAUGUCGACGCUCGAGUUCCUGCCCGCCCGCCCGGCCGAGGGCGCGCUCUACUCGGCCUUCCUCGAUCAGACGCGCGACGCCCAGAACGACAACCUGUAUCCGUACGUGCAUCUUCUGCCCGACGACACGCUCUUCAUCUUCGCCAACCGCGACUCCAUCAUCUACGACUACAAGAGCGACACCGUCGUCCGGACCCUGCCCCAGAUUCCGGGCGAGCCCCGCAACUAUCCGUCGGCCGGCUCGUCCGUCAUGCUGCCCCUCGUGGCCAGCGACGGCUUCCGCGAGGUCGAGAUCCUCGUCUGCGGCGGCUCCGCGCAGGGUGCCUACCAGAACGUCGCGGCCCAGUACCCGGCGUCGCAGACCUGCGGGCGCAUCGCGCUGAGCGCCGACGACCCGCAGUGGGUCAUGGAGGACAUGCCGAUCCGGAGGACCAUGGGCGACAUGCUCAUUCUCCCCAGCCGCGACGUCCUUAUCAUCAACGGCGCCGAGAAUGGGUCGCAGGGCUGGGGCGCUGCGUCCAAUCCCGUCUUCAAUCCCGUCUUGUACAGUCCCAGCGCCGAGCCCGGCGCCCGGUUCGCGCUCCUGGCGCCCACCACCGUCCCGCGCCUGUACCACUCGUCGGCCAACCUGCUGCCGGACGGGCGCAUUCUCGUCGCCGGCAGCAACACGCACCAGUUCUACACCUUCUCCGGCACGGAAUUCCCCACCGAGCUCCGCAUCGAGGCCUUCUCGCCGCCGUACCUCAACGCCGCCUUCCGCACCAUGCGACCCGUGAUCGAGACUUCCCCCGAGGACGUGGCCUACGGCGACAAUUUCCAAUUGCUGAUCCGUCUUCAGGAGCCUGUGCAGCCCGAGAAGCUCAUGGAGAUCAGCUUGCUCAGCUCGCCUUUCACCACGCACUCGUAUUCCAUGGGGCUCAGGGCUCUGAGACUCGACGUCACCAACGUCCAGGACCUCGGUGAUCAGAUGUGGCAGUACACUGUCGCUGCUCCUCCCAGCGCUGUCAUCGCUCCUUCGGCUUACUACAUGCUCUUCGCUGUUUUCUCCCAGAUUCCCAGUGUAGCGGUCUGGGUCCGUGUCGGUUAG
Messenger RNA from Marchantia polymorpha subsp. ruderalis, 1641 nucleotides. NCBI's taxonomy places the organism in Eukaryota, Viridiplantae, Streptophyta, Marchantiopsida, Marchantiales, Marchantiaceae. The record is from the annotation of a GenBank genome assembly.